UCUCAUUCUUUAUUGUUUUCUUUUUAUCGUUUUUCUUCUUCUUUUUUUUAAUUUAUUUUUUACCUUGUGUUGUUUUAACUGACUGAAGUCGUGUCAAACGUGAGGAUGAAGAUGCCAGAGGGUGAGGGAGUGAGGGAGUGAGAGGGUGAGGGUUCCCCUCUGUAGGGUGUGAGGCCUUCAAGUACAAAGAAAUGGAGUGAAUCAUCUUUCCUACUGGUCUGUGGCCCACAUCUGUCAGUGUCACGAAAACACACACCUGUGUUUGCGUGUGUGUGUCUGUGUGUGUGACUAAUGGCUGAGGGAUUCCUCACUUUCAGGUGUUUUCCACCUAAACUGCAGUGAGUGGGAAAAACAAUCAUCUCUGAUCGGUUUCAGUGUCAGUGAAACCAUGGGUGAGAGCAGAGCGAACACCGCGCGGCUGCAGUGGAGCUCCGAGCGACCAAUCAGAGGUGAGGGAGGGGCAACGGCUUUUAAAGAAGUUGCUGUUCGAUAAAUAGUCAACGUUACUUCUCUGAGGACGGACGACAGAAGGUCGGAGGUCGGAGGACUGAAGGUCCUUCAUCAGAACGACAGAAGGAUAUUUCACUGCUUCAAACAUGGCGACUUUUCUUCUCUCUGUCUUUAUGGUCUGCUCGUUGUCGACGUCGGUCAGAGGAGCCGAGCGCGUGGUUUACGCUCGUGAAGGAGACACCGUUGUUCUUCAACCUGGGGUAGAACCUGGGGGAAAACCAAAGUACGUGAGCUGGAUGUUUCAUUCUAAUCCCAAAGCAAUCGCCUGGUGGAAUCACCUGGGGGGGCAGAAUUUCGAACCAGAACAGCCCUGGAAAGACAAACUGUCGCUGUCCGACGGAGCACUGAUCAUCAACAAAAUCGGACAAGAAAACUUUGGGACAUUUAAAUGUUCGGUUACGUCAGGCGGUCAGAACCCCGAGACAACCAUCAGUCUGCGCAAACUCACAAAUACUCAGAUCCCAGCCUCUUCUCUGCUGCCUGGAGAACUCCUGACUCUGACCUGUAAGGUCGAAGAUCAGAGAACCCCUGAGAUUCACUGGUUGAAUCCAAGAGGACAGAAGGAGACCGCAGGACAGACGGAAGGAACCGUCACCAGGAGGGUCACAGUCCAGGACUCGGGAGCGUGGACCUGUGUCGUAGCUCAACAGAAGUCGGCCCAGAUAUCAGUCCACGUCGUUGACCUGGGUCCAGUUCUGUCCCACCCCGUGUACACGUCCACAUCCACGCCGGUCUCCAUCCCCUGUUCCGUUCCUCCCGUCACCUGGAAGUGGUUUCAAACCAAGGGCCUCCAGGAGGUCUCCUGGGAGUUUGUUCCUCCUCCGUCCUCAGGAGUCCCAGCUCAGAGACUCUUCUUCCUCUUGGUGGAAGACUCGGUCCACUUCACUCCAGACCAUCACAGAGACCUGAGGCCGGUUCAGAACCCGGUCCAGGGAAAUUUCACUUUAACCCGACACCAGGGACGAGAGGAGGACAGAGGAGACUACAGGUGCACCGUGAAGUUCAAAGAUGGAACCGUCCUGACCAAGACCGUACACUUGGAGGUGCUACAGAUCAGCGCUUGGCCGGGAACAGUUCUUUCUGUUGACCAGCAGGUGAACUUGACCUGUGGUGUCGGCCAUCCUCUGCCCUCUGACCUUCAGGUCCGAUGGUCGGCGCUCAAACAGACCUCGUCCGUGAGGUCUCUGAACUCUAGUCACAUCAGCAUCCCAGCAGUGAGCCAAAGAGAUGGAAGGAAGUGGAGAUGUGAGCUGUGGCGCGGCCAGACCCACCUGACCUCCGCUGUGGUCACACUCAGCGUCAGUGAGCCCGGCCUGCAGGUGAACGUGCUGGUGUACGCGUGCAGCGCAGCGGCCGCCCUGAUCUUCCUCAUCAUCGUUACUUUGAUUUUCUGCCGACGUAGAAAGCGACGACAGCACAACACGAGACACCUCCGGCAUCAACUGUGUCAAUGCAAACAACCCAAACCUAAAGGAUUCUACAGGACAUGAUGUGGAUCCCAGGGAGACCUUUGGACUGUCAGUAACUGUCAGUAACUGUCAGUAACUGUCAGUACAAACAUGUUGUAAUAUUGUUGUAAAUAACAGUAACGUUCUGUUUUUUCUUUGUUUUUGUUUUUUUCUUGAUUUCACUUCCAUUUUUUUAUUUACUUUAUUUUAUUUUUUUUUACCUUUUGAUGUGACCAAAUGAUGUUGGUGAAGUGGUUUGUGCUCUUGCCUUACAGUUAGAGGAAGAGGGUUCGAUCUCCAGGGGUCAAACUGAUGGUCUUUCUGUCCAAGUUGACUUUGUGCCUUUUGUACAUGUCAGGUUUGUCUCCUCUGUCAGCUGGAGGCCACGCCUUCCUCUGCUCUUUUAUUGAGUUUAUAAAAGUAUCAGAUUACAUAUCAUGUGAUCGUGUGUGAGUAAGAAACUGGGCGUGAAUGGGGGCGUGAAUGGGGGCGUGAAUGGGCCGGGGCUGUGUCUGGUAAUUGUCCAUCAGUCGUGAGAUUGUAACAUGAGAAGCAAACGGCUUCUUAAAGUGACAGUACAGAAGAAGCAACGACAGUAAAUGAAAUCCUUCAGUGGGCGUCGUCAGCAGGAGCUGGUGUGGCCCCUCCCACUUUGGACUCGAUAUAGGUGUGUCCGACACACAGGUAGAAACUUGUACUUCGUUUGUGUUCAGCAUCUUAGUCCUGUAGUCGACUACAUCCAUAUGGAGGUCGGGUGUUUUAUUUGGUCGUCAAAUGGUGUCAAUCCUGUUUCAGCAUUUGGUGUGAUUCUCAUAUAAAGUUUGACCAUGUCUACGACUUUAGUCCCUGGUUGUUUUGUUUCUUCAGUGUUGUUGGUGUUACACUCGAGGGCGGACCAGUGUUCAAGUCCAACGACCAGUAAUAACGUGGUAAUAACGUGUCUGGUCCUUGCAUAACCAUCACAGUCAUUCCACCGUUCUCAUCGGGUUCAAACGCUAGUCGUAACUGUGAGAUUGCGUCUCUCCCUAAUAAGUUUACUGGACAAUUUGGUGCCAAAAAAAGUUGCACUCGGGCAUUUAUUUCCAUUUUCUGGAUCUGUGAGAGUUCCAGGACGAGUCUGUUCUCGUAGUCAGUCCGUUUGCUGAUUUAACAAGGAUGAAAUCUUUUGAUUCUUCACAGCACACAGUUCCACGUGCUCCCGUCGGCUCUUUGUUUUGUUGGUCCAAAGUUUUUAAACUUGGAUACAAAGGUUGUUGGGGGGAAGUGGGAACGUGUCAUACAUUCUUUUAUAUCUGUGUUAUCUAACAGUGGAGUCGCUGUAUCUGCACACUCUCCGUUCCUGUGUCUGUUUAAUGCUGAUUGUAGUUUUUUGUUCUGAGUUAUCAUUUCUGCUUUUAAUUGUUUUUGUUCCAUUCUUUCUUGCACAAGUUUUGUUGAAGCCAACAUUCAGCCGCACCCAAGCUUCUCUUCCUUUU
Molecule: messenger RNA, 3433 nt
Organism: Cynoglossus semilaevis (tongue sole)
Lineage: Eukaryota; Metazoa; Chordata; Actinopteri; Pleuronectiformes; Cynoglossidae
Gene: cd4-1
Product: CD4-1 molecule
Exons: 11
Coding region: 597-2000 (467 amino acids)
Source: RefSeq, a predicted model, not a curated record